UGAAUUUUCUGGGUAACGCGAGGGACUUCUCUGCAGCAUUUUGUGAUUUGAGGGUGGAUUUGGAGCCGCAGGUGAAAGCAGAGCGGAGAGCGCAUCUUCCCCGUGACUCUCCUCACUUCUACGCCGUGCGCCAGACUGGGGCGACUGUUGUGUUCGGCAGUCAUGCUGUAGCAGCCUGACAGAGAAGAGGUGUGGGACUUGAGUUUUGGGUCCGCGUGGGUGAGAACAUGCGCCACUGUGGACAGAGAAAUCUUUGGUUGCCGCUGCUCUGCGUCUACAUCGUCAUCCUCACUUCAGGAGUGCAGGCAGGCGGGAAGAAGCACAGCGGCCCCUGCGGAGGAAGAGACUGCAGUGGAGGCUGCAAAUGUUUCCCAGAGAAGGGAGGCCGGGGUCAGCCCGGGCCUCUUGGUCCCCAGGGCCCGCAGGGCCCCAAGGGGCGACCGGGGGAUCUGGGCAUCCAAGGCCAAAAGGGGCAGAAAGGCGACCAAGGACCUGGUGGCGUUAUAGGCCCUAAAGGCAGCGCGGGAAUGACUGGUGUACCGGGGUUCACUGGGAACGAUGGGAUUCCUGGUCAUCCAGGCCAAGGCGGGCCUCGGGGGAAGCCCGGAGCAGAUGGUUGCAAUGGGACCAAAGGAGAACCAGGGAUACCAGGGAUACCCGGCGAUUAUGGGAUUCAAGGAGCUGCUGGAUCGCCAGGGAGGAAGGGAGAAAAAGGAGACAACCUGGAUGUCAAAGUGUACAUGCAGCGUUUUAGGGGAGAUCAAGGUGCGCCAGGAUUCGAUGGACCUUUUGGACCUGACGGACCAAAAGGAGGUGAAGGCACCAGGGGCCCAACAGGACCAAAGGGUCCUCCGGGUCCAUCGGGUCCCCCCGGACCAAAGGGUACCAUGACUAAAGUCCUGAAGGGAGUCAAAGGAGAGCAAGGAGAUGUUGGACAGCCAGGCCCACCAGGAAACGACACUCGGCAGCAAAUAAAGCCGCCCUCUGGACCACCUGGAGAGAAAGGACAAAAAGGACAAGUAGGAGAAGUGGACAUCAUUACAGGAGAACCCGGCAUACCGGGACCACCGGGACCCAGGGGGGAAAUGGGUAGAAACGGGCAACCUGGACUAGAGGGUGAAUUUGGGGAGAGAGGACCCACUGGGAUUGAUGGUGUCAAAGGAGUCCGAGGUGAACCAGGAGUACUGAUCCUAUCAGGAGAUCCGUGGUCUUCAGGAGUUGGUGCCCCUGGACCUCCUGGUGAGCAAGGCCCACUAGGAGAGAGGGGUCCAGUUGGAGAUCAAGGUAUCCCUGGACGUCCUGGACCUCCAGCGUACAAAACCCAGCAAGAAGUUUAUACGUUCGGCCCAUUGGGUUUCAAAGGAGAACAAGGAGACAAAGGCCGACAAGGUGAACCCGGAUUUCCUGCCUUCAGGGCAGGCCCCCCAGGAGCCGAUGGACGUCCAGGGGACAGAGGCCCUCCUGGACCCACAAUAACAUGGGCUGAAUACUAUAAGGGCCCCCCAGGGCCGAGGGGAAGGCCCGGCACUGCAGGGCUGAAGGGACCGAAAGGUGACCAUGGAGACUGUGAGUGCCGUGACCUAAAUGCUCGCCGCGGUUUACCCGGGCCUUCCGGGCAACAUGGCGAUCCUGGAAUGAUCGGAGAAUUUGGUCGCGAGGGCGAUUUUGGAGAUCCAGGUCCCAGAGGAGUGGACGGGUUCCCUGGGAGCCCUGGCCUUCCUGGUCCCCUUGGCAUUAAAGGUCGAAAAGGAGACAUAACUUUCGCUACAGAGAAAGGAUUUCCCGGAGACUCUGGUGACCCUGGCAUGGAUGGAUUUCCUGGACAGUUGGGAACUCCUGGACUACAUGGCCGCCCUGGCCCUCCUGGUUUCCCUGGUCCCCCAGGAGAAGGACCCUGGGGGGAGCCUGGAGACAAGGGUUUUCCAGGUCGUUCUGGAAGGCCUGGUGUUCGUGGGAUCUCAGGGGAACCAGGACAGGUCUUUCCAGGCCAAAAAGGCCUACAAGGUUUACCUGGAGAUGAUGGCCUCCCUGGAUAUGAUGGAGUGCCAGGACCACCUGGAACUCCAGGUGGCUGUAGUCCAACGAGUGGAGGACUGGGGGAUGUAACAGGCCUCUGCGACACUCUUCCAGGACUUCCUGGUGCUCCUGGACUUCCAGGAAGCCCUGGAUUACCAGGUUUUCCAGGAACCCAAGGCUUGAAGGGUCCACAGGGUUUUGACGGGGUCGGGGGGGAAAAAGGAGAACAAGGAGAUCGAGGCAAUGGUGGAAGUCCUGGACCUGCAGGUUUUGUUGGCCAGAGGGGUGAUAUUGGCAUUCCUGGUGCCAAAGGUUUAGUUGGGUCCCCAGGUGUACCAGGUGCUCAUGGUCGAUAUGGACCUAAAGGUGAGAAGGGCGUUCAUGGUGAAAUACUGGGAGCCUCAGCUGGACCACAAGGUGACCCGGGGCUCCCUGGACUCCAAGGACUUAAAGGCCAAGAUGGAGAACCAGGACUGCCAGGCUAUGAAGGAAUGGGCGGCAUGCCUGGUAUGAUUGGUUUCAAAGGGGAGAAAGGCUCUCUAGGUCUGUCCGGGGAGGAGGGAAAACCUGGGAUUGCAGGACUUUAUGGCUUCCCCGGUGAACCUGGAACUGCAGGCCCACCGGGGCCAAGUGGUGCAACUGGAGACCCAGGACUCCCAGGAGAAAGGGGAACUGAUGGAGACCCAGGUCCCCCAGGCCCAGUAGGACUGAAAGGAAUGCCAGGUGAAUUUGGAGAAGAUGGAUCACCUGGAGAGCCGGGCUCACCAGGUGACCCGGGAUGGCCUGGCACAACCGGACGCCCUGGACCUCCAGGAAUAAAGGGGGGCAAAGGAUCUUCUGGUAUGGUAGGUUUUGAUGGAAAAAAGGGCACUCCUGGGUUAAAAGGAAUAAUUGGAGUCAAAGGAGAUGCUGGACUACCUGGAGAGCAGGGGCUUAAAGGAACAAUGGGAGUACCUGGAGAAAAAGGUGAUCGUGGGGUGAAAGGUCCACCUGGCGAGAAGCCUCAAAUUCCUCUUCACAUCAUCGUUGACAUGAAGGGGGUCAAGGGUGAACAUGGAUCUCAAGGGAAUCCAGGUUUCACUGGACCAAGAGGCUCCAAAGGUUUGCCUGGGGUGCCGGGAUUUGAUGGAGUCCAUGGUAGUCCUGGAGAUCCUAGCAAUGACAAAGGACAACUUGGUGAUCCAGGUCUGCAGGGGUUACCUGGAAUCAAAGGGAUGCCGGGGCCAACUGGAAAUCGGGGGGUUACAGGUUUUGAGGGGAUGUCUGGCGAGAAGGGAAUCAAAGGAAGCGCUGGCGCCUAUGGUGCAUCAGGGGAAAAUGGCAGGAAAGGAGCAAAAGGUGACGCAGGUCCCCGUAUAGACCUUCCAGGAAGUCCUGGAUUGAGAGGAGAGGUUGGACUUCCUGGAAACCCAGGCUUGAAAGGACUUUUUGGAAGCCCUGGAGACCAGGGGGGUUCUGGUUUUGAUGGUAUUGUGGGAAUAAAAGGAAUCUUCGGUGAUCCUGGAAUACAGGGGUUCCCUGGGUCAGACGGCCAGAAAGGAGCUCCUGGUUACCAGGGCCAGAAAGGUUUUUCUGGAUUACCCGGAAAAGAUGGGCUUCCAGGAUUUCCAGGAUUUCCAGGAGUCAAAGGUUAUCCUGGCCUUAAGGGUCUCCAUGGACUGCAUGGGUUAAAAGGACAGAAGGGGAUCUCUGGAACAGCAGGUUUGAAUUUUCCUGGACAAGCUGGCAACCCAGGAGUGAAAGGACAAAAAGGAGAAAGUGGUAACCCAAACGACCAACAGGGAGAUUCAGGAAUCCCAGGUUUCAAAGGAUUCCAGGGACCAACAGGUGAAUAUGGCCUGCCAGGAUUACCAGGACUCCGUGGUCCUUCUGGACCAGAUGGUAUACCAAAUGAACCAGGAUCUCCAGGGGAUCCUGGCUUUCAAGGACCUGCAGGAUUCCAAGGUUUACCUGGUGCCAGAGGAGUUCCUGGCUCUGAUGCUUCUCCGGGGCAGAGGGGUGAACCAGGAUUGAAUGGUUUUCCUGGAUUUCCUGGUAACCAAGGAUUCAGAGGAGAUCCAGGCCCAACUGGAUUCAGGGGCCCCCAUGGGAUUUUUGGGAAAAAAGGAGUGAAAGGGGAGCAGGGAUUGAUGGGAAUUCCUGGCACGACUGGUCCAAAAGGAGAGAGAGGACAAACUGGUUUUAAAGGAAACACUGGACUUCCAGGUUUUCCCGGGCAGCCAGGAAGUCAGGGUCCUCCUCCAAUUCCAAUCAGAGUUCCAGGGGAGAGGGGCCCUUCUGGACCACGGGGACUUCAAGGACCACUGGGGAUUAGAGGAGAACCAGGACCCCAGGGUCCACCUGGAGAUACAGGGUUUAUUGGACCCAUUGGACAGAAAGGCAUGCCGGGAGUUAGCGGUACACCAGGGACGCCUGGAUUCCGUGGGAACUUUGGCCAGAUGGGCCACCCUGGUCUGGAAGGCAUGGAAGGUAACCGGGGCAACCCUGGGAUACCUGGGAUACCUGGUAUGCCUGGUCGCAGCAUUAGUGUGGGAUAUUUGCUGGUGAAGCACAGUCAGUCAGAAGAAAAACCCAUGUGUCCUGUGGGAAUGUCCAAACUGUGGGACGGCUACAGCCUGCUGUACUUUGAGGGCCAGGAAAAGGCUCACAACCAGGACCUUGGAUUGGCAGGCUCAUGCCUUCCACGGUUUAGCACCAUGCCCUUCCUGUACUGUAACCCUGGAGACAUCUGUUACUAUGCCAGCAGAAAUGAUAAAUCCUACUGGUUGUCAACUACUGCUCCUCUUCCCAUGAUGCCAGUAGAGGAAAACGAGAUCAAACCAUAUAUCAGUCGCUGCUCGGUCUGUGAAGCUCCAUCCGUUGCCAUCGCCAUCCACAGUCAGGGCAUUGACAUCCCCCAGUGUCCUGCGGGCUGGCGCAGUCUGUGGAUCGGCUAUUCUUUCCUCAUGCACACAGCAGCAGGAAAUGAAGGAGGUGGUCAGUCCUUAUCGUCGCCUGGCUCCUGCCUGGAGGACUUCCGCACAUUACCCUUCAUUGAGUGUAAUGGGGCCAAAGGCACAUGCCACUACUUUGCUAACAAACACAGCUUCUGGCUGACCUCCAUAGAUCAUUCCUUUCACGCUAAUCCAGCGCCGGAGACGCUCAAAGCGGGUCAACUUCGGUCCCGCAUCAGCCGCUGCCAAGUCUGCAUGAAGAACUUGUGAAAGACUGCACAGGAACUUCAAGUCCUUUCACCUGAACUGAGCUCUGUUGAACUCCUUGAACCAGUCAGAUGAAACAUGCAGCGAGUGAGGUGACUCAAUACUUCAAACUGCACUGUAACAACGAAGAAAAAACCCAAGGAUCUAUUUAAAAAAAAAACAACAAAAAAACAAUGAUCCAAUGUUAGUGUUUAAAGGAUGUUUUGGUGCUUUUAACUUAUUACCUCAUCUGACAGCAAAUAGUAAAAUACAGCAGAACCAAAGAUGCACCUACUAUGUAUGCAAAUGCUCAACAUUUCCCUUUUGGCUUCAGGUCAAAACUACAGACUUACUAACAAUGCUUUGCCAAAAAAUGUCAACCAAGACUAUUUUUCCACAGCUCUAUCAAAGCCUGUUUUUGUAAAAUUACAGUAAUCCAAUUUUCUUUUUAGACAAGUGUAUUGACUGCUUUUUAAAUGUCUAGCUUUUUUCAUACGUUCACCAAAAUGCACUGAUUUUUUUUCCUGUUUGAACUAACCACUUUGAGAGUUUAAAGUGUUUAUCUUAUGUUAGUCGUUUUCAUCUACGCAUUUAAUUAAAUAUGGAGCUACCAACAUGCCAAAAUAAAAGUACAUUACCAGACAUUUUUCCAUUAAAAAAAAAAACAACCUUUCAGUUCAUUUUUCUUAAACAAGUUUGACUUAAAGUUCUGAUCAUUGUCACUGCAUGGUUACUUGAUUGUAAGGAUUAAAUGUGUUUCUGUGAACCUCAA
Oryzias latipes (Japanese medaka) is the source of this 5967-nucleotide messenger RNA. RefSeq names its product collagen, type IV, alpha 2 (gene col4a2). Gene Ontology annotation, molecular function: extracellular matrix structural constituent. NCBI's taxonomy places the organism in Eukaryota, Metazoa, Chordata, Actinopteri, Beloniformes, Adrianichthyidae. Gene Ontology annotation, cellular component: collagen trimer; extracellular matrix. The record is from RefSeq and is a predicted model, not a curated record.